AUGGUUACCUCUAUGAAACAUUCUAUCGAACAUGUACGGGGUGGUGCUGCUCUGCCAUUGCUGCUUCCUGUCGCACAAGCAAGGAAGCAACCUGAGGAUGAAGACGAAGGCUGGGAGCCAGCAGCGGCUGGAGCUGGAGGGUUCGACAGAUCUCUCAAGGAGCAGCGGUCCAAGCAGCUCGCCCCUGCCCGCGGCUUCGGCGUGGCUUGGGCGGCGGCUCUGCCCUGCCGCGGCUUGGUCGUCAUCGGACUCCGCGGAACCUCCACCUCCACCUCCGGCACCAAGGGACGCUCGGACGCCGGGGACACUCGGGCUCGAGCUUGGAAGCCGGCGAGGAGGCGCUUGUGCAGGCCGCGCAGGAGCAGGGGCGGGGAGGACGGUGGCGGCCAUGGCGCGCGCAGGUGCAGGGGCGGGGAGGACGGCGGCCGCCAUGGCGCGCAGGGGCAGGGGCGGAGGUGCUCUUCCGGCGGAGGAGCAGGGGCGCGAGAUCCGACCGUGGCAUGCGCGAAGGCGGAGUACGACGGCGGCCAUGGCGCGCUGUUCCGGGAGGUGAGGGGCGUCCGGGAGGUGAGGGAACGAGCACGGGGGCUGGCUCCACUUGAUCCUGGGCAGACUAAACUGCUUUCACCAGACAAUAUUUACCUCACUGCUGGAUGCUGCCAAGCUAUUGAGGUCAUCAUCUCUGUCCUUGCUCAGCCUGGCUCCAAUGUCUUGCUUCCCAAACCUGGGUUUCCAAUGUACAAGUCGCGGACCAUGUUCAGUAAUCUAGAGGCCCGACAUUUCAACCUUAUUCCUGAUCGUGGCUGGGAGGCUGACCUUGAGUCUCUGGAAGCUCUUGCUGAUGAGAAUACUGUUGCGAUGGUCAUUAUAAAUCCUAGUAACCCUUGUGGGAGUGUAUACUCAUAUGAUCAUUUGGCCAAAAUUGCAGAGACUGCAAGGAAACUUGGAAUAAUAAUCAUAGCUGACGAGGUUGACAAAUUGAUUGAAAACUAUAUGAAUAUCACAAAUGAUCCGGCAACAUUAUCCAGAAGAGCUUGUGUUUCAGCUGAUGUCAAACUUAUGGCUAAUUAUGUCUUACAGGGUGCAGUCCCUCAAAUAAUAGCCAACACAAAGGAAGAUUACUUCAACAAAAUACUUAAUCUUUUGAGGAACUCUGCAGAUUUAUGUUAUAAUAAAAUAAAGGAGACUAGGGGCAUCACAUGCCCUCACAAGCCAGAGGGAUCAAUGUUUGUUAUGGUAAAAUUGGAUCUCUCCUGGUUGGAUGGCAUCCAGGACGAUUUGGACUUCUGCUGCAGGUUGGUGAAAGAGGACUCUGUAAUAGUGUUACCAGGAAGUGCACUAGGAAUGAAGGACUUCCAUACGCUACGGAUGUAG
Messenger RNA from Miscanthus lutarioriparius, 1374 nucleotides. Lineage: Eukaryota; Viridiplantae; Streptophyta; Magnoliopsida; Poales; Poaceae. The record is from the annotation of a GenBank genome assembly.